AUGGCUGCCAAGCGAACAGUGCUCAUAUCGGGGUGUUCAGACGGGAGCUUAGGGUCGGAACUCGCCCGUGCCUUUCACAGAAAUGGAUGGCAAGUCUUUGCCUCAGCCCGUAACUUGGCCAGGCUAAAGCAGGCCCAAGACGCGGGCAUCGAGAUUGUGCAGCUUGACACAACUUCAGAUGAGUCCAUCGCGGCCUGUGUGGCCCAAAUAUCAGAGCUUACCGGUGGCUCUCUGGAUGCCCUCGUCAACAAUGCUGGCGCUGGAUACUCGAUGCCAGUUAUGGAUCUUGACAUUGCUCAGACUCGACAAUUAUUUGACCUCAACGUCUUUUCUCUCAUCACAGUUACGCGUGCCUUCUUCCCACUGCUCGUCAAGUCCUCUAGCGGUGGCUUGGUAGUCAACAACACGUCAUGCAUGGCACUGCCUCACGCUUCCAUGCCCUUCUCAGGAGCCUACAACGCCUCUAAGGCUGCCGCAGCCAAUUUUAGCGAAGUGUUACGAGUUGAACUCGCCCCCUUUGGCAUCAAGGUGACGAACCUAGUAACGGGCUCUGUCAAGUCAACUUUCCAUGCAAACGCACCUCAUAUCUCGCUGCCACCCACCUCAAUAUAUAAUGUUGCCAAAGAGGCGGUUGAGAAGUGGAUGUCGGGAGCGGAAGCAACCGCUACAGGCGCAGAUCCUAUUGAAUGGGCAGAAGGCGUUGUCAAAGACCUAAGCAAAACCAAGCCGCCGCUCUGGGUCUGGAGAGGCAAGCAUGCCAUGGCAGCCCGGAUUGGCUCGUUCUUACCGGUUGGUGCUCUGGACAGCAUCUACGCGAGCAGAACAGGCUUAAAUGAGGUAUCACGCAAGCUAAAGGAGCAAGGGGGAGUGGGCAGUAUCAACAAGACGCCGUAG
Trichoderma virens Gv29-8 is the source of this 894-nucleotide messenger RNA. RefSeq lists its product as uncharacterized. NCBI's taxonomy places the organism in Eukaryota, Fungi, Ascomycota, Sordariomycetes, Hypocreales, Hypocreaceae. Gene Ontology annotation, cellular component: endoplasmic reticulum; lipid droplet. The record is from RefSeq and is a predicted model, not a curated record. Gene Ontology annotation, biological process: triglyceride catabolic process; phosphatidic acid biosynthetic process. Gene Ontology annotation, molecular function: triacylglycerol lipase activity; acylglycerone-phosphate reductase (NADP+) activity. The coding region runs from base 1 to 894 and encodes 297 amino acids. The transcript has a single exon.